AACCUCGAAUGGAUUUGUUUCUUCAAGCAAAUAAGCAAACUAUUUAUUGACUCAAGCAUGUUUCUGACGAAAAUACCGAUCCUUUCUAGGGAGUGAAGCUAUUUGAAGAAUUUCUACUCGUAACUAUUUGAUAAAUAUUUUUGGAAUACGCUUAACAUUCUUCUGUUAAGAGUGUCAACCUAUUUUCCAAAAGAGUGCGUGAUCUUUUUUCAAAUUCCUUGAAGCUAUACAGACAGCCUGCUACAAUUUCGUAUUAAAGCCGUCGUCUCAUCCAUAAAUCUAGCAACAAAAAAACAUCUUGUCUUGUCUCGGGUGUAACUAAAAACUUCACUUCGUACCAUGACGGACAUGAUGCCCAAGAUCAUUCUCGCAAUGCGUGUAAAUAUUUCAACUAUUUUGUCUACUUUGUCGGAGGAUUUAGUACCGUUGAGUGCAUCUGUACUAUCGCCACCCAUCACCAGUGGAAUGCAAGUGCAUAAAUUGAUGUCAAUCGACUGUGAACGUGUUCCUUCGGUAAACGAUUCUCGCUAGUGGAGAACUGAUGCCUAAGCCGGUUUUGAGCGACAUAAAGAGAUGGGAAAUCAGGCUAUGACCGGGUGGAGCAAGUUCACACAUCCACACCAUCAACACACACUUUGGUUUGGCUUUGGUAAUGCUGUUCCAAAUUCUAUCCAAAAACUUUGUCUUCAACAUAAAUAAAAAGGAACCAUUCUUAAUAGAAGCAAUGUAAGAUAACAUCAGAUGCAGGAGUUCAUAGAUCUGUUGGCAACCGAUUAAAUAACACAACCAUCACACGGCACGGAUUAGACGUGAGCAUAUUUUUAGCCAAAAUAAACACGUUUGUCAUGCGGAACUUAAGUAUCUUUAAACGAGAUUUGGAUCGAGCCAACCAUUUGGAAAUGGAACUUGGUUUAUAUUUCCUGACAAGCAAAUUAUGGCCGAUGGAUGUGGAGAACCUCAGAAGACAAACCUAAUCCAAUUAAAGUAGGUAGUAUAUAUUUUGGUUAAUAAAUUCUGCCUGCAAAAUAAGGCUUUUUGCCAAACAAUCUAAUGCUAAAUGUUAUUCUUUUACAUUUCACGAAUCACUUUUUUGUUUCUGAGGGUACUUGUUUAGUACAAGCACAACAAAGUUCAGAAAGAACGUCGUCGAGAAUGGCAGUGAAAUUUAACUAUCUGCUUGCAGACGGCUUUAAACAGUUCGGUACAAUACUACAAGAACCAUGCAAUGGUGAGUCAUUAAUUUCCAGACGGUAAAUACCCGCGAGCACUAGGAGUACGCUCGGGAGUUCCCCGUUGUGCAAAGCAAAACGUGAACACAUUUGCUUUCGUCCUGCAUAAAUACAGAAUGUUAAUAAAAAAUACCUUAUGAGAGUGUUCUCUGGAGCGCUACAAAAGCUUGAGAUACUUCAUGCAGUUGUGCUAGUCGCUCGGAAGCAACGGGCCAGGUAACAACAGCAUCCGAUCGUAAUUCAGAGCAUGAUGUCACGCUAUAUACGACUCGUUAAUACCUUCUCGUUAGUACUAGCAAUAGUUUGUGGUCAAGAGUUGUUUACGGAUACUAUCCCAGAAGAUUACUACCUGCGCAAAGAUCUCAGUGACUGUAGUGAACGGUUUCAAGUGCAAAAAUAUUACGAUGUUCAGUGCUUAAUUUUUGGUGGUGUACAAGUAAAUUUGACCGAGUUCCCGCAUAUGGCUGUGCUUGGAUGGAAGGAGGAGGAAGUGGCAGGGAAUACCAAUGGGGGAAGUGUACGGUGGCAGUGUGGUGGGUCGCUUAUUACAGUAAAGUACGUACUGACGGCAGCUCACUGUGCGGCUGACGCAAACAACAUCCCACCUCAAUGGGUACGACUAGGGGACGUCAAUCUGGCAUCAUCGAUCGAUGAUGAAUAUGCCCAGCAGUACGAGAUAUUACGUAUCGUACGUCAUCCGCAACACCGGUUCUCGAAGAAAUAUUUCGAUCUGGCACUGGUAGAACUGGACAGUACAGUAAGACUAACUCCAGGCGUUUGUCCGGCAUGUUUGUGGACAAAUAGCCGCGUCUUACCGGCAGAAUACUUUCAAACAGCUGGCUUCGGAGCGACCAGCUUUGGUGGUGGACCAAUUCCCAAUCUUCUGAAAACGACUCUACGGGCAACGAAUUCCACAGAAUGUUCGAAAUCGUUCAAAAAUACUCAUGGUCUAUCACAAGGCAUAGCUGAUGAUCAGGUUUGUGCGUCAAUGGUCGCUACGGACACCUGUCAGGACGACUCUGGUGGACCGUUGCAGGUGACGCUUCGAAGUUUCCUGCACCAGCACCCGUUCGUUGUGGCACUAACCUCGUUCGGUAGGGGUUGUGGUAUAGGAUCGUCGGGAGUGUAUCAACAGAUAGCCGCCCACAUCUCAUGGAUUGAAUCGGUUGUAAAUGAAACCAUGGAUCCGGUUCGCUGUGCGGAGAAGUACAGUGAAUUCCGGAGAGCGUCCUCUUUGAUUCCAGAGUGUAGUCUACGCGGCCUACCUACGAGUAAUGUCCGGUUGGUGUGGCCUCAAGGUGCCCGACAGACAGAGAUACCCUGCAGUGGUACCAUGAUUGACUACAAUACUGUUGUAACAACUGCAAGCUGUACCAAGAAUGAAGAUGGUAUCGAACCAAUAGAAAUAGAAAUCAUGGCCCAAAGAGCUAAAAUAACUGAGAUUCAAAUACAUCCGGAUUUUAAAGAGUAUUCGCCUCACAAUGAUCUGGCAUUGCUGCGUUUGGAAAAAUAUCUUAGAGUUACGGAAGACACAGCUCCAAGCUGUAUUCCUUUGCAUCGCGGUUCUGAGGUGUGUAGCGAUGGACAAACGCAUGAUUCCGUCACUUGCUGGGAUAAAUUUGCCGAGCAAACUAAGCACCAACUACUUAACCGUGUAUGUAAUCAAAGGAAAUAUGGUUCCAGUAGCGUGAGGCUGAUUUGGGCCGUCAAUAAUACGCAUAUGCCGGACUGCGUGGGAAUGGUUAUAAAACCGGACACAGUCAUUACAUCGAUUCGCUGCAUGAGCCUUCACGGUGAACAGCCUCCGAUAGAAAUUGAGUUCAAUGAGCUUGAGGUGGUAAAACGAAUAAAAAUUGUGAAGAUCUUAAAACAUCCCGGAUAUAAAGAGGGUAGUCGCAACCGCGACACUGCUCUGUUAAUAGUAGCAGAGAAUCUAGAAAAUCUGGUACCAGAAUGCAUCAACUUUGCACGUUUGAAGGCAAAACGGUAUAGUGCAACAAUGGUACCAGUAUACGGCCAAUACGCGCCGCAAGUUACAGUUGGACGUCUCGAAGUUCGCGUGCGAAACAUGUGUAGCGGAUCGAUGAUUGACGCCUUUAAGGAGAAGUUUGGUGACGGAGCCGUUAACAGCUCUCAAUAUACCUGCUGGAAUACGGAGCAACAUAUCGUGCCGGGAAGCGUGCCUAUAGAACGAGGUGCAGGUAUGUUAGAUCAAAUACACCGUUUCAUUCAUGGUGUGGUCAUCGGCUCCUCAAGCUUCGGUACGGUGGAUCCUGUUGUGAGCAUUAAUCUAACUGCGUAUACAGACUGGAUAACGCGCUUUGUGCUUUAUAGACCGCCGAAAGUGGAGGUUGUUUUUCGUGGCGAUAGCGAUGAGUUCGAUUUCGGAAGUAAUUGUACGCUGAAGAACGGUACUGCAGGUAGCUGUGUACCGGAUUAUAGUUGCCAACGUGCAAUUAAGGAGUAUAAGAACACGAAUGACAUUGUCAUAUGCGGUUUCGAUGAUACGAUCAGCUAUAUCUGCUGUCCAGUAGGCUAUCAAGAUAUUCCAACAAUUCCUAUGUUAGAGAUACCGUCUUCAAUAAGUUUGUUACCAUCACUGCCUUAUGAGAAUGCACACGUCAGUUUGUAGUAGAACGGUUUUUUUUAAUGCAUGGAGAAGUGCAAGUGUAAGACUUCUACAAAAAAAAAAAAUACAAACAAACUAAAGAUCUACGACAAGUGGAAUUAAAACAAAAUAUUCUGCCGGUUAGUAAUUUUGGAAGUAAGAUAAAACAAAUAAAAGUCUAAGAACAGUUAUUCACUAAAAGGGUAUAAAAACCAUAAAUAUCUGUUAAAUCUCGAGGUAUUACCAAACGUCCGUGAUGUAGUAACAUACCUGUAAUGAAAAGGAGACAAAAACAAAA
Messenger RNA from Anopheles funestus (African malaria mosquito), 4135 nucleotides. RefSeq lists its product as uncharacterized. The record is from RefSeq and is a predicted model, not a curated record. The transcript has 2 exons. NCBI's taxonomy places the organism in Eukaryota, Metazoa, Arthropoda, Insecta, Diptera, Culicidae. Gene Ontology annotation, molecular function: serine-type endopeptidase activity. The coding region runs from base 1477 to 3861 and encodes 794 amino acids. Gene Ontology annotation, biological process: proteolysis.